Molecule: messenger RNA, 356 nt
Organism: Bursaphelenchus xylophilus (pine wood nematode)
Lineage: Eukaryota; Metazoa; Nematoda; Chromadorea; Rhabditida; Aphelenchoididae
Source: the annotation of a GenBank genome assembly
AUGGUAAGAGUAUUUUGGUUAAGAUUACUGGUUGAAUUACUUUUCUCUAACAUCCCAUCCUUUAGUCAGUAUCCUCGUCUUCAUCGCAGAGAAAGGAGUUUCUUUUCAAGAUAAUUGUGGUUGGAGACGUGAGUACGGGUAAAACUUCGUUGAUCCAGAGAUUUGUAAGGAAUGCCAUAACUCAACAGUACAAGCCGACGGUAAGUAUGGAGGGAUAAAAUGAUGUCAUUGCUGGUAACUUUUUUGUUAUUUUGUGCUGAUUUUAGAUUGGAGUUGAUUUCGCCACAAAAUUGGUCAGAUACGAGGAUACGUUGGUCAGAUUACAAUUCUGGGACACAGCAGGCAUGUUUUUUUGA